GCAUCACAGCGGAGGAGACUCUCAUUCUGCUCACAUGCUCUGCCUGCUCGUCCUGUACCUGUCGUUUCUGCACCACAAAUAGCUCUCGGUGCUUGAGGUCUCAGCAGUCUGGAGUCUGUCUACCUUUAACCCAAACCAAAAGAGAAUCUGUUGGCUAGGAGCCCGUGAAUGAGAGCCUAAAGCAAGCAGGAGAAAGGUGCACACAGAGCUGAUUACAAUGGGGGCUGUGAUCCCGGUGCUCCUUUCUGGAAUAUGGCAGCUCUGUGGCCAUGCCGGAUGUGAAAGCCCCACAAUGUGAUUACUCCCCAGCAGGGUCACCUGCAGGCUGUAGCAUGGACUUGUCCAUGGACCUGUCUGUCCUCAGCUCCCCGCUGUCUGCUUUCCCUCAUCAUGGGGUGCCCUCCUUCCCUGCCCAGGGCGUAACACCGGGACACUGCAAUAACAACAAUGGCCUGCUCAGCAACCUGGGGCUCUACUGCUCCACCAGCAGCAUGCAUCCCCUUAAACAGCCUGACGGUCAGUCUGGCUACAGUACACUGCGCUUUCCACAGGGCUGCAUCAACACUGGUGGUACACGGCUGUACCGCAGCCUGGAGAACCUGCACUGGGCUGCUGUUUCUGAUCCAAAUGCGUAUCCGUACAGGACUGUGGACAGUGAGUUUAUUCUGCAUUGCACUUCACGGAGUCACUGGUAUGACGGAGCUUCUCAGGAACAGCAGGUCUAUGGUUUAAUGCCGUCCUCUGAUGGCAUGGCAAUCUACGGGCGCCGAGGGGUGUUGAAGAAGGAUAUACCACUCUUCCCACAAUGGCUGUUACCUGCGGUUGAGGACUGGGGCAUGAACGGAAAUGCCCGAAAGGGUCUUCGGGAUAAGCUGAGACUCCAGAGCACACGCGUAGCAGAGCCCAAUAAACCUGUGCGUCCUCAGCCUGUGCUUGGAAACGCACCUCCUCUGAUGCAUCAGGAUGUAGCAGUUCAGCCAGGGCUGGUGUUGUUACAAAAAAAUGGACAGCGAGAUUUAAGUGCACGUCGCAUCACAAGUCCCGAAGAGAUCAAACAAGAAGCGAUGCGACGACUUCAGCUACGCAGGCAAAGGAGCACCCCUAACCUGGCACUGACCUCCAGACAGGAGUCUAGUGCUCUGAGUAAAGCUCAAACUGCAGAACUUAUCUGCACCAACUCUGCUCAGUCAACCCCCGAGAGGAAAAGACCCCCGAUGGGCCGCCUGCACAUACCCACAUUUGAGGAGUUUAAGAGAAUGAGGCAAAGGGAGAGCAGUAAGAACCACAGCUCCUCAGAAAUGGAGAGUUGCGACAGGCCAAGCGAGGAAACACAGAAUCCAGAAAGGACUACCACUGAUGUCAGGACCACUCAGGAUUUGGCUUGUGGGCCCAGUGGAGGGGAGAUGUCUAAGCCCAUUUCUACUACAGUGGUCCCAGGAGGACCCAUCUGCACAGGCCCAGUGGCCCGCUCUCCAUUACAUCCUCAAGCUGCUGCAGGAAAAGAGGAAGAGACAAAGGGCCCAGCAAGCCCUGGGGCCACAGAUGUAGCUGCUCUCCCUUUCCCGCCCCGCCGGGAGAGUGGUGAUGUCCCAUCCAGCUGCUGCCAAGCAAUCCUUCCUGAUGGCACAGACCUGUCCAGCUAUGGAGCCAAAAUCUACAAAAUGAAGGAUGGCUUUCUAGGAUCUGCCCUGGACCUUAUUAAAAAAAGCUGCAGUGCAGAGAUUGCAGCCGAGACGCCCGUCCGACUGUCGCGCGAGCCCGAUGACGUCACCGGCAUCACCCAGCCCUGCCAUCAAUCUGCCUGCGUUGCCAUGACGACGCGGGCCUGCGGAGAGGAGGCUUGCACCGAGCCCACGGGACGGCGGGGGAAAGCGGACACAGAAUGCGUUUCAGGGCCGGGCUGCAGACGCUCCAGCUCAGAUGCGGCCUAUGAGCUGGCGGAGUCCGUGAGGGCCCAGCGUGAGUGUCGUCUGCGGCCCCACUACAGCGACCCCAUGCCUGCAGAUGCCACCAAGCGGAAGCAGCUGGAGAUGAAGAUUGCCGCCGCCGCACGCUUGAACAUUCACCGCAGAGACAGAGACACCGCAGCAGGCACAGCUCGGGGCCGCUCAGAGCCCAGAGGUGAGGACAGGAGCAGGGGUUUGGGUGUGAGUCGCUCCGCACAGCACCGCUGGAGUACAGUCAGCAGCCUAAGUGCAGACAGCGGUGUGGUGGGCUGGAGCGAUGAGCGCGAGGAUGAGGAAGAGCCCCGUCGGGCCCGUCACAGCGCCGGAGCCGAGGUAGAGCGGGUGGACAGCGGCAUCGGCCAUGGAUUGGCUCGGAGCCGGAGGAGACCCCUGCCGUUCCUUAGGACCUGGGAGGUUCCGCAGCCCUGUCCCGACUGCGGACACAAAGAGGGCGCUCAUGGAGAGGGCAUGUGUGAACGCUGCUCAAAGCUACGCACAGAGCGCAAAGAAGCCAUCCUGGAGUUUCUCAACACUGAGUCCAGCUACGGAGAAGAUCUGCGAAUCAUCAAGGAGGAGUUUUACUGUCCCAUGCAGAGUGCAGGGUUGCUGACCGCAGAACAGCUGACCGUGGUCUUCAGCAACGUUCAAGAGCUCAUCGAUGUCAAUGACAAGUUCACAGACCAUCUGCAGGACAGCAUUGAUCAGGCAUUUGAUCAGGGUGACGAGGACCUGCAGGCUGUGUGUAUUGGAGAAAUCUUCUUAGAGUUUGUCAACAUGCUUCCAGCGUUUCAGACGUACUGCUUACAGCAGUCCACAUCUGUCAACAUGCUCAACACUCUGGAGAAGGAAAAGGAGCUGCUUAGAAUAUUUCUCGAUGUCUCCCAGAAUGACAACACAGCACUCAGACGCAUGAACCUGCGCUCCUUCCUCAUGGCGCCGCUUCAGCGCGUGACCAAAUACCCACUGCUGCUAAGCCGCAUCAGCAAGGCCACCAACGAAUGUCACCCAGAUUACCCGCGCUUAAAAGAAGCCAAGAGCCGCGUAGAGUCCCAUCUGGAGCACAUCAACAUGAAAACCAAACAAGAAGGGACUGCCACAUGGUCCUUACGCUCCUUCCGACGUGACAGCCGCAAGAACCGAGAGGUCAUCAACAUCGAGAUGAGGGAGCUGUCGAUGAAGAUGGUGGGCUGGGCGCGGGAAAGCACCCACUUCAUCAUGGAGGGGCCGCUCCAGCUAGCACAGCCCGCCGAUGGACAGUGGCUGAAGAAGGGAAGCAAAUCCCUCAAAUUCCAGAAUGUUCAAAGUUUACUUAUGGUUCGCACCCUCCGCGCUACAGACUCAGUGACUGAUGGUAGUUUGGAGAUUUCGGAGACGGUGCAGGAUGGUGUGCUGGUGCUCAUCAAGGACAAAAGCAGUGGCAAGUUCACUGUGUUACGGGAACCCAUCCGUCUGGCCAACUGCGUGGUGUCCGUGGACCCAGACUGUGAAGAUACCUUUGAAGUGCUGGACAUCCGACGCGAGGCCUUCGUUUUCCGUGCCUCCGACAAACCGCGCACUCAGCAGUGGUUUCGACAGGUCAAGAGAUACGUUUGUGAUCUGGGAUCCUGGAGAAAACGACGCAACGCUCUCCCUAAUAUCAUGAUUAACACCACUCAGAGCCGGUCCUGAGACUGAGCCCUCAGGCACAAACUCUGAUGUAUAAUGAGUUAUAAUGAUGAAGACAAUACAAACAAAUCAAUAUUUUGUUGAGCGAACAGUAUUUGUGUGGGGAAACCGCGUCCAGUAGAUAUUUCUCCACCAAUGGACUUUUAAAUCGCAAGGUUUUACUGUGGUUUAACAGCGACUUAAUAUUAAGGUGGCACUUUGUAUGAGUGGAGAGAGAAAAAAUGACAUUUGGGACGAGGAGAAAUUCACUGUCAAGCAAAAAGUAAUGCCCUUUGGCAUGACAAAACGAGGGCCUUGUUAGAUGCCUCACUGCUGCACUUACUGAUUGUAAAACCAGUUGGCUACUGAGAAGAAACGUUUUCAGGUGUGAAAUGGUGACGAUGAGCAUGAGCGAGGAUUGGUGGACUUUUUAGAAUGCACAACAGAGUGGAAAGCUGUGUUUGGGGUGAAGACUGGGUAAAGCCGUUUGUUUUCGGACCAUUGUAACUCCCUCUUCCACUCUCUUUCUUCCAUUAGCUUUGAUUCCCACUGCCAUCCAGGAGCAGUUCUCAUUUUUGUAUCACUGUGCUGGUUUAUAAAACAGCAAUAAUCUUCAUUGUAGCAGCAGUUUUUGUUUGGAGGUACCCAUGUUCUUGUGAGCAGCGAUGUAACAAAAACAUUUGUUGGUAUGUUUUCUCCAUUGAUGAUGAUGAUGAUGAUGUAGCCUCAAUCUAUUGCCACUCAUGGUUGUGCUGAAACCCGAAUUAGAAUCAAUUUAAUGAACCAUUUCCUCCCCAAAUCUUGUAGCUAAUAAUUGGGAUUUUGCUUCUCUUGUAAUCUUUGAGGGGAAGAAAAUAUGUGCCUUUGUUUAUUUGAUAAUGAACGAGUACAAAUUAGUUCAAGUUUCCCCUCUACUUGUACCCACAGAUCAGGCCGUAAACGAGAUCGAUAUUCUUUUUUUGCUGCUAUUGUAUUCCAAGUGAUUCCCCACUGAUAUUCGAAGCUGUGCUUUAUGACAACUCGCUCGGUUACCUUACCUGUUUUUGUUUGAUGCACUUUAUUAUGAAGGUCCUAAAACAGGAGCGAGAACGAUGUUCUGCAGUUUACAAAGCUUUACUGUACUCCGUUUUAAAGAUUGUUUGAGCUUUAAGAGAACCACAGUUGACUUCAGCAAUAGCAAUCAGCCACAUUCACACCGUCAUUCCGGUCUUUCUCCAUCUAUAGAUGGAUAGAAAUGAUUACAUCUAAGUUGCAACAUGUAUAUUUACGGUUUGUUUUCCAAUGGCAUUGAUACUGUUAGAUAAAUCAUAGCUUCCACAGUACACGACAGAAAGAGUUGCAGCUGCCAGAGUUUGAUCUGAGACCAAUCAAGCUGUUCAAUACCUUUUUUCCGUUCUUAAAAAUCUAAUUUAAUAUGAUUUUGUUGUGUAAAAUAUUGUGAACUACAAUUAAAAAAA
Danio aesculapii is the source of this 5047-nucleotide messenger RNA. RefSeq lists its product as uncharacterized. Bases 270 to 3614 code for a protein of 1114 amino acids. The transcript is spliced from 8 exons. Lineage: Eukaryota; Metazoa; Chordata; Actinopteri; Cypriniformes; Danionidae. The record is from RefSeq and is a predicted model, not a curated record. Gene Ontology annotation, biological process: positive regulation of Rho protein signal transduction. Gene Ontology annotation, molecular function: guanyl-nucleotide exchange factor activity.